Messenger RNA from Strongylocentrotus purpuratus (purple sea urchin), 3482 nucleotides. Its product is annotated as matrix metalloproteinase-21. Gene Ontology annotation, molecular function: metalloendopeptidase activity; zinc ion binding. The coding region runs from base 726 to 3002 and encodes 758 amino acids. Lineage: Eukaryota; Metazoa; Echinodermata; Echinoidea; Camarodonta; Strongylocentrotidae. The record is from RefSeq and is a predicted model, not a curated record. The transcript is spliced from 7 exons. Gene Ontology annotation, biological process: extracellular matrix organization; collagen catabolic process; proteolysis. Gene Ontology annotation, cellular component: extracellular matrix.
UCCUUGCUUAGGAUUAAUCGAUUUGCCUUUGAAAUCGGGAUAUCGAUCUCGAGGGGGAUGGGGGAGCGUGGGCCAUUGAGGGGUCCAAUCGUUACCAUCUCAGGAUCAAAACCUCUUCUGCUUCGUCGUUUCAAUUAUCUUUGAGUGAAGAAAAGGCGAGAACCAGGGGUAUAGGUCUGUUGUCAUCGCAGCAGUGGUCUUAGUACGGAGCAACGAGGCAUGUUGGUCGUUCAUUAUCGAUACCGUUCGAAUUCGAAGGCUGUCGUCUGCGUUGUACCAGACUCCGCCAACCCAAUGUACGGAAUUUUAUCUUCAGUUUAUCAACUUUGCAGCUAUUUACAUUAAGAGUGGAGGAUUACCUUUCAUACCGAGGUCGGCAAGGCUCCAUUAUACCGCUGAGUCAGGCUUUAUCACCCUCUUAACAGCAGGACCAACAAUCUCUCUAUCAUAACCGACUCUGGAUCACAAGUCGGGUCUAUUCUUUGGUCCACUCAUCGCCUCAAGAAGAAACUGGACCCUAUUUUCUUCACGCAUCCGUUUGAAACAAAAAGCAUCCCGAAGAAAACAGAGAACUCAGUUCCGAGUACAUUAUGAGACAACUCUCCGUUUAGGUAACCUGGAAAACUUUUUUCUGGAUACCACCGCCGUUAGCAGUUCUUCGAACUUCACCAGAUCUAUUAAGGAUCCACCUUUGGACUUGAAUAAAAGCCUGCAGAGAAUCGAACAUGCGUAUCAUUGGUUCUACCGAGUUUGUGACGAGUGUGUUGAUCUCGUUCAUCCUGCUCAUCGUCGCUCACGUUGUGGAACCCGGCGUCAUCCCCUCGAGGUCAUCGUCGGCGGCGUCACACCGGAAGCAGUCGCAAUCAUUGCCAUCGCAAGAUGACCUGUCAGAAGAACAGGCCAUGAAUUUCUUAAAAGACUACGGGUAUAUCGAAAUACAACUAGCGAAGAACGCAUCUGAUGGCGAUGGUAAAAUAUCAUCGGACCAACCUAAGAUGCCCUCCGCAACACAAUCAACAGACCGAGGACAGUCAAAACCUGACAACGCCGACUGGAAAAAGGGCAUCAAAGCUUUCCAGAGACGCUACCACAUACCGGUCACCGGGCAGAUUGAUUCAGCUACUAAAGAACUCAUGACUAAGCCCAGAUGUGGCGUACCUGACUACCAAGUUCAGAUCAAGCAAACCGGCGACGGAAAAAGCCAGGGCCUGUCCGCGUUAACUGAUGAAUCGAAACAAUCGGCAGAAGAAGACAAGUCCGGAAUUGUGACUUCUCCAGUUAUGAUCACAUCCACAGUACUAGACGGUAAGCAGUCGGGGAAAUCAUUCUUAGACCCUUUAAGCGAAAGGGCGAAAUCUGGCAAGGGAAUGAACAAGUUUCCAUAUCGACCGCCCUCUGUGCCUGAAGAAAAGCCAUCUCCUGAAGACAUUUCAUGGGGUCAGUACUCGAUCGUAGAGGUCAGCUCUGAAGACGAUUUCGAAGAUUCUGAUAUGGUCGAUGAGGAGGACGUCGAAGACGUUCCGACGACGCCUUUCCCAGAAGAAGAAAUCGACGGAACGACGAUGUUGACUUACACCGUCACCGAAGUCGUAUCGGCUUUGGUCAGUGAGCUUGAUUCCAAGACAGCACCUUCAACCCCAAAGUAUCCUCCAAGUGACAAUAAGGACAAAGAUGAGUUGAGUGGGCCACGCCCCAAACGUGACAUUAGAGAACUCCUCCGACAGAUGAUUAGCGAGUCAAAUCAUCGACAGCGACGCGACUCACAGGCAGGUGGUCAGCCAUCCUCAUCGUCGGGUUCAGGAUUGAGAUUUUCUGCCAGGGAUCUUCCAAUCACCUGGCGUGUUUUGGAUGACUAUCCUUCUCAGUACAUCUCUGAUACGUCGAGUAUUUUCACAGCAGCUUUCAGGAGAUGGGCAGAGGUCACACCGCUUACCUUCAGGGAGCAGACUUCAGGUGACGUCCUAAACGUCGAUAUCUACAUCGCCUUUGCUAAUUCAAAUGAUCUUUCCGACUUCGGAGACCACAGAUGGUCAUCAGGUCAGUUGGCUCUCUCGGACGUGGCGAGUAGUCACAUAUUCUUCAACGAUAAUAAGCUCUGGACGGAUAGGUCUGACCAAGACUACAACCUGCAGUCGGUGGCCACCCAUGAGAUCGGUCAUUUCCUAGGGUUAGGCCACAGCACCAAUGUUUCCUCCAUCAUGUAUCCGAUCUACCGCUCUUUUGAUGGAAAGGUGACCAUUGAUAGUGAGACCAAAACUGCUGUUCAGGAUAUCUAUGGAACAUGCAAUAACUCGUUAGACACUGUUUUUGACUGGAUGAGGUUGAGUUCGAGCAACCAGUGGACAUACACCACCUACUUCGUCCGAAAUAGAUGGAACUGGGUGUACGUAAACUCCAGGAACGAGGUCAAGUAUGCUGAGCCUAAGCUCCUCAGUAGCCGCUUCAAUGGUGUACCCGACGACCUGGAUGCCGUGGUCCAAAACGUUGAUAAACCAAGAGAUGAGAUGUACUUCUUCAAAGGCAAUCGGUAUUGGAGGUUCAACCACGCAAGCAAAUCAGCUUACACAGGCACAUACGAGGGUGUUAACUGGCCGGCGAAUGGUCGGCUUAUCUCUGAAGGUUGGCCCGCUAAAUCUGGUUCCAAUACCCGUAUACCUGACAACAUCGAUGCUGCCUACUAUGAUAAAAGGGAUAAUAAUUACUACUUCUUCAAAGGGAGCCAGGUUUAUGCAUACGACGUGGAAGACGGUGGCUGUUGCGGAGACAACUACCCUAUGCCUAUCAGCACUGCCUUCCCCGGCGAGUUUCCUUAUAUCUCACCUUUAGAGGACAAUCUCGACGCAGCUUAUUAUUCAAUCAAACACAAGAAGUUGUUUUUCUUCAAGGGUGCCCAUUAUUGGGAGCACGCAACAUUUGAUCCCUCUGCAUCCACGAUAUACAACAAAGUCAAAGAGCGAGCCUCUUGGGAUACAAGGUGGCGUGACGUUUGUGACGUAGAAUAGAAGCGCAUGGCGUCAAUGGUCAUUCCGUGAACGGUCGUAAGCGCGUAUGGUAUCGUAAUAAUUGAUUAUGUGAAUGUGUUGUGCGUAUGUGUAGUGCGUGUGAGUGUGCGUGCGUGCGUGCGUUAAAUCCAUCGCACACUAUCUGACUAAGACGGGUUCUUACGAGAAGGUGGUUGGCACCCUAUCGGGGUUUACUGUUGUAAAUACACUCAGGUGUUCUCUGUGUUACACAGAGUCAACAAGUGUGAACAUAAAUUUCGUCAUCAUCACAAAGUGUCAUGAAUCAAAUACAGUGAUCACACUGUGUCACAUAAUUUGUGACACAGUGUUCUCUGUAACACUUUGUAAUGACUGUAGUUACAGAAGGGAUCGCAUUGUGUAAUGACCGGUGUUAAUUAACACAGAGCUAAUUUGGAACACUUUAAAACUAUUAGCAAAGCUAUACUGCAUUCACACUCUCUCCAUAUUAUUCUUACACUC